AUGCCAUCGGAGCCAAUCGCUGGGUCGAAAAAAGCGCAGAAGAUCAGGCAAGCAUGUGACUGCUGCCAUGCACGGAAGAUCCGCUGUGAUGGGGAGAAGCCGUGCAAGAAUUGCCAGAUUACAGAGCUGCAAUGCACGUAUUUGGCUAUUCCAAAGAAGAAGGGCCCUAAGGGACGAAGGAUGGCGAAGGAUGUGAAACCCGUCCCGAUUCAGAGGCCGAGGAUUUUCGAGUACACUUCGAAUGGCCAAUUUCCGGCGGCGAGAGAGCAGCAGCCGGCUAGUCGGGGAACAGAAACUAACGAUUUUUCGCUUUUCAAUAUCCUAAAUCCUACUCCAAAUGUACUCUCCCCGGAGAGCGGACCGACUGUUGCUUCUUCAAGUUCAGCGGACGACAACGCAACGGCUUUCCGAGCUUCCCCUUUGUUGUCAGCUGAUCUGGUCAAGACUUGCCUCGAUGCCUUUUUCACUCACAAAUAUCCCAUUAUGCCCGUCUUGGACAAAGAGAAAACCUAUUCCAUGAUCCCACAUCUGAAUGAGAGACCGGAGCAAUAUGGGAUGGUUGCAGCUCUCUGUGCACUCAUCGUUUUCCAGCCGGAAAUCAUCGAUACUCCACAACUAGGAUCACCUUGGCCAAGCUCGCAAGAUCUUAUCAACGAAGCGGUCCGAGCGAGAUGGUUCUGUGACCAUAUCGAGAAACCCUCACUGGGAACUAUUCACACAUCAUUCUUUAUGUAUGCGGCGUUAUUUUGUUUAGGGAUGGAUAAUUCGGCAUGGUUUUACAUUCGGGAAUCGAUGACUAUGUUGCAAUUGCUGCGUCUUCAUGAGGAAGCAACAUAUCAGGAACUAGACGCAGAGUAUGCCAAGUUUUGCCGGAGGACGUUUUGGUUACUGUUUAUCACGGAGCGAGGUUAUGCUUUACAGCGGCAUCGGCCCCUUACUUUACAAGUAACGAUCGACCUACCAACUGUGGACCCCGGGCCGGAAGCUACCAUUCUAUCUGGAUUCCUCGACCUGGUAUCUCUCUUCCAGCAUUUCGAUGAGUCUUUCAUGACGCUAUGGAAUAUGUCCGGCAGUGACUCGUCGCCUCAAGCUUUGAUUCAGCUACAGGAGAUUCUGAAGACUGCUAUCCCUGAUGGUUCUGAUAGGACUGAGAUUCAACAAGCCGAUCUCCGCGUCAGUCGACAAUGGUUGAGGACUUUGGUAUGGCAACUAUGCGUUAGUAAGGGCUUUCUAUCAAGCAAAUCAUCAGAUGAAAGCAUGUCGUUCCAAUAUCCCAUCUCCAUUGCUCGGGACGUUGUCCAAGUUGCACGGUCGCUACCCGUCAAAGCUUUCGAAGCGAAUGGUGUCGGCCUGCUCGAGAAAGUCUUCGAUAUCGGCUGCAGCCUUUCAGACGUCUUGCUCUUGAAUCCGGACGUAAUCAACAGUUCAUCAAUGGAAUUUGGGCCAAGAGAUUAUUUGAUGGAGAUGGUCAGGUUACUUGGGACCACGCCGGGCGGUGAAAAAUACAUGAGGAUGUUGAACUUGAAGACUGAUGGUGUUAUGCAAUUGCGUCUUCGUGGAAGUCUAUCUGACAGUGAAGCUUCGGACCGGGUGGAGGAGGUUUUCGAUGACGAAGAAGUUGUGUUACCCGAGCAAGGCGAUGUGCAAUACCCGGGUUAUGAGGGACCGAUGAUUGAGGAGAACUUCAAUCAGGUGGAUCAGCUUGGAGUGGGGAACUUUGGAGCUCCGCCUGUCAGUAUGACGAUGGGAGAUUCAAGUCUCCCGUUCUCGAUGCCAACGCCUGGUUGGGACGCUUUUUGGCCACCAAGCGCGCCGGAUGUUGAUUAA
This is a messenger RNA of Cadophora gregata, 1827 nucleotides long. RefSeq lists its product as uncharacterized. The coding region runs from base 1 to 1827 and encodes 608 amino acids. Gene Ontology annotation, biological process: regulation of DNA-templated transcription; DNA-templated transcription. The record is from RefSeq and is a predicted model, not a curated record. NCBI's taxonomy places the organism in Eukaryota, Fungi, Ascomycota, Leotiomycetes, Helotiales, Ploettnerulaceae. The transcript has a single exon. Gene Ontology annotation, molecular function: DNA binding; zinc ion binding; DNA-binding transcription factor activity, RNA polymerase II-specific.